GAAGAAGUGCCUCCUCUUUUUCGGGCGCAUUUUAAAAAAACAGGAAAUGUAUAACCAGUAUCAGCCGUUUAGGCGUUAGACUUUAUCUCUUUGGUAAAGUAAUUAGAAAAUUGUGAUAAUGAAAUUUUUUUUCUGUAAAAUAAAUCGUUUAAUAUUGUUUUCGGUAUGAGUUUAGAGGUGCCCUGUUUGUCAUUUCGCCAGCCGUACGCUACUCUCGUGUUGAAUAAUGUAAAAACAAUAGAAAGUCGCUGGCGACCCCUGCUGUCAGAGAUGCAGAACAGCACUCUAGCUGUUCACAUUGCUUGGAAAAGCUGGGACGGAGAGGCCUGGAGGCUCAUACUUACUGAAAGACUGGGAUUGACAACCAAACAAACGGAGGAACUUCUGGAGUCGGGAGAAAGGUUCGGGCGGGGUGUUAUAGCAGGUCUUGUGGAUGUUGGAGAGACGUGGUGUUGUCCAGACAAUGUUCCCUGCGAAGAAAUGAAAAAGCUAGAGACAGCAGCCUGCUUGACUGAACUCAACUUGAAAUACCUUACAAGACUCUCAAACCCCCGCUGGCUCAAUGAACCAAUGUAUGCUAGGGGUCAUAAAGAUGUGUGGACUGUAAACAUACCAAUUCGUCUACUGCCUUCUGCUUCUUCUGUGUCUGAACUGAAGGGACGCUAAGGCGUGCCUUUACUGGAGAUUUGUAAUGUAGAUCUAAUGGGUCCUUUUUACACUCUAAUAAAAACAAGUUUAAUUUAUUGUUAGUGUUAAAGUGUUAAACAUUUUCUUAUUUGAAUAUAUAGUCUAUAUUGUGUUGACCUAAUAUGAAUAGCAGUGCUGUUUGAAUAAAAAACGCUAUACAACCUUUUUUUGUCUUAGGUGAAAUGAGGAUUCAAGGUGUUAAAAUAGAUUAUUAAAUUCUACAUUAUGGUUGUAGUGAUGUCUUCUGUUUUCCUUAUUGAACACUUUGCCCCUUGAGAUUUAGAAUGGCUCCAUCAAUAUUGAUUUUUAAAUCACUCCUAAAAAAGUACCUAUUUAGCUUGACUUUUUAAUAUCAUUUUAAUAAUCUUUUCUACUGGUUCAUUCUUAUUCAUACUGGUUCAUUUUAUUUUACUUUGACUUAUGUACACUCUCAGAAAUAAAGGUACAGGAGCUGUCAUUGGGGUAGUACCUUCUUAAAAGAUACAUAUUUGUACCCAAAUAGUUCACAGUGGUACCUAAUAUGCACAUUAGUACCAAAAUGUACCUAAAAAGUUCCUUUGAGGUACCAUUAUGGACCCUUCAGGUACAAAUAUGUAUCUUUUGAAAAGGUACUGCCCCAGUGACAGCUUCUGUAUCUUUAUUUCUGAGAGUGUACAGCACUUUGGUCAGUCUUGUGACUGUUUUUGUGCUUUAUAAAUAUAUGAACUUGAACUUAUUGUUUGAGCGUUGCUGAGAACGGAGGAUUUUGAAUAUGAAAAGAAUUAUUUGAAGCAGGGAUAGAUUGUUUGGACCCGAUUACCCUUAACCCCACAUAAUGCUGUUUGCUAUAUUCUCAU
Messenger RNA from Danio aesculapii, 1523 nucleotides. RefSeq lists its product as uncharacterized. The record is from RefSeq and is a predicted model, not a curated record. Lineage: Eukaryota; Metazoa; Chordata; Actinopteri; Cypriniformes; Danionidae. The coding region runs from base 166 to 666 and encodes 166 amino acids. The transcript is spliced from 2 exons.